Messenger RNA from Sander lucioperca (pikeperch), 2419 nucleotides. RefSeq names its product family with sequence similarity 204 member A (gene fam204a). The coding region runs from base 153 to 869 and encodes 238 amino acids. Lineage: Eukaryota; Metazoa; Chordata; Actinopteri; Perciformes; Percidae. The transcript is spliced from 7 exons. The record is from RefSeq and is a predicted model, not a curated record.
UCUCUCAUUGGAAACGUCACAAUGUUUACCCGGAAAUGAGAACCUGCUCCAACAGCUGCUGUCAAACUCUAUAAUUUACCCAUUUCUGACCGUUUUUUGUCUCACUAAAUGAUAUAUUACCGUAUAAUCUGACCGUAAAAUACUGACUCAGAAUGUACAGUGGACUCUUGCCCAAAGGUUUAACCGAAGGCGACCUCAGUCCAGAUGACGAAGAGGAUGAUGUUGAGGAGAAAAGGGAGGUUGAGAAUUGCGAGAUCUCUGCUGAAAGGUUGAGCUCCGCCGGGGAAAACACAGGCUCAGUUGUGGAGGCACAGUCGACUCACACUGGCAGUGAUGCAGACAGUGAUUCCCUGACAUGCAGUAUGCCUGGUAUAUCACAGGAAAUGUGGCAAAAAUUCCAGGAUCUACGGAAAAAGAAGGACGAAAUGAAGACAGUGAAGGUCCCCAGAAGAAGAAAAAGACGACGACUCAAGAAAGCAGGAACAGAGAGUGAGGAACCCAUAGAGACAAGCAGAGAGCGUCAGGAGGAUCGGGAGAAGCACUGGGAUGAGCUUAAGCAGCAUUUUGGUGUAAAUGAUCGAUUUCAUCCCCCUGCAUGUUCCAAACCCCCACCGCAGUCCGGCCUAGAAAAGAGCAUAGAGAGGGCCAUAGCUGAAGGGGACAUUGCAAAAGCGGAGGAGAUGAGCGACAGACUCGCCACUCGAGAGCUGGCUGUGAAAAUCGCUCAAGCCGCUGAUUGCCGUGACUUUGUGCAACGCAAACAGGAAGAGGAGGCUUUGAGGGCAGCGCAGAAAAGGAAGAACCAAAUAGCCUGGGGGUUUGAGGCUAAAAGACGAUGGGAAACCAAAAGCAACAUGGGCUUCAUGUGACAAACACGGAGGAAAAGGAGAACGACUUGGGUUUUUUUGAAGUUAAUUGGAUAAAAGUAGUGUUUUUAAUGGCGGGCUGAUCCUGUUUCUUUUUAUACUCUUUGUAUAUUUUGAAGACUUCUCAACAGCAGAGUGUGAGGGGCGGGGGGGAGGAAAGGAAAAACCAAUCCAAAGAGUACAAGAGAGAGAAAAAAUGAUGGAGCAUUCAAAUUAAUUCCUAAGGCGCCCAUUGGUGUCUGCAUUGUGUUAUUUUUCAUUACAUUUCAGUGAUUUUAGCGUUCUGGCCUCUUUUUUUUCAUCACCCCCCCCCCCUCAAAUUAAAUCUGGUGUACAUUACUGGAUGAUUCGUUUAUUUAUUGCUGUAAAGUGGGUUAAUCAUGAAGGCGCUCUUUUCUUCUUCUGAGGAAGAGAAAGGAAAGAUUAGGGCCCUAAUGCAAUGUACAGGAUAAUGUGCGAUAGGAUUUGGGAGAAGAAAAUGAAAUUUGGCUGCUGUAAACAGUUGUGAGCAGUUGUAAACAGGGAAGUUGAGCGAACGUUUUGGGGGUGGGGAGAUUGGGGGGGUGAACAUGAAACAGAGGCUUUGCUGUUGUCCCUCACCCAUGCUGGGAGACAUGCUAUUGUUUCUCAGCCCGAACAAGAGGCACGCGCUGUUUCUCCAAGCCUACACUCGCCGCCCAUUGUGUGAUGAGCUCUCUUCAGCAUCUGUAAACUCGAUUCCUCUCGCUUUUACUUUGAUCUUUUUUGGAUCUGCAGCGUUUUCUUUCGCAGCUUCCUCGCGCGUCUCCAAUGCUCAUCCAGAUUCCAGGAAGUGUUAAUUGCAAACAGCACGCAAAAAAAAAAAAAAAAAAAAAAAAAGCAUGAUAAUUACUUUUAUUCAUAAUGCUUGCUUAUAUAUAUUUUUUUCAACCAUAGAAAAUGAUUGCUUUGCUUCAAGGUAAUGAGAAUUCAAAUUAAUCCCACCUAAGUUGUUUGCAUUUCCCAUAUUUGGGCACUUUGUCCCUUGGUGAGGAGCAGUACUCUCUUACCUCUGCUGUGUAGGCUGAAACAGGACGAGGAAAAAUGAACCGAACUUCAGAAAUAAAAACGUUGUAGGCAAUUAUUAUACAAAACACCUGAGCUGAAGAAAUCUACAUAUGAGAUACGUGUUUAAAAACAACAAAAACAAUUGCUGAAAUUUGAAAAAUCGAGCUUUCCGUAUCAUUUUACAUCCAAGCCAAUCACACGACUGUGUGUCUAAGAAGCUGUCAGUUGGUGAGAAUUGGUGCUAAUUAAACUAUUAAUUAUCUCUGUAAUGAGGCGCGAGUUAAAACUGUGUUAAGCACAUCAAAGUACAACAUGGGAUUUCUUCACUUUGAUGACUGCUAUGAAAAAUACAUCUUGACUGAGGAGAGAGGAAACAUCACAGAUGCUUUAUUAACGAGACAAAAAGUAGUCAUAUUUUGGAGCCUUCAAAAGCUUUGGAUAACUCCUCCAGAACAACGUGACGGUUUAAUAGUCCGUUUUAUUUAAAGGUGUGAUUAUUGCAUAUUUCAACAUUGCACAACUUCUCA